Molecule: messenger RNA, 591 nt
Organism: Phytophthora infestans T30-4
Lineage: Eukaryota; Oomycota; Peronosporomycetes; Peronosporales; Peronosporaceae
Exons: 1
Coding region: 1-591 (196 amino acids)
Source: RefSeq, a predicted model, not a curated record
AUGAAUCGACCGUGGCGCUCGUUCUACGCUGCCUGCCCCCUCCUGCUCAUUCUACCUCAGUGGAUCGUGUCGGUUCUCGUAAGUCAAGACAUCAUUCGAGAGCGGUUGUUCUACCGACUAAUGACCCUGUUCAGCAGUGCAUCUUUUGCAAUCGGCUGGAUCGGCAGUGUGGUCCCACUGACGGAGAUAAUCCAAAAAGGCUCGGAAGGAGCGAUGGUAGGCCUCACGAUGUCACUGUACUUCUUGGUGGGUAUCUUUGUGCAGACCAACUCGGUCGGGUUGUUUGAAGGCAGCAACUUCUAUGAUGUCGCUGAAGUGGCGGCCGACACUCCUGCUGCGCGUAUUGAUGUCCUCAAAGCGUUGCUUCUCAACUACGGCAUCAACGCGCUUUCGAUGUGUGGGCUCUUCUUUCUGCCACGACAAAAACUGGAUACACAACAACUACGAAGCUACGGCGGAUACACCAAGUGUGCGAGUGCUGCUAUCGUGUCAUUUGCCGCCAUUCUCUUUUUGUAUUCGUUCUCGAUAUCGAUCAUGACUUUUAUUCCCGGCACUGCAUGCAUCCGUAUCAAUGGUGGAGCUGGUUGCUAA